AUGUCCGAUGAAGAAGGUUCUGAUCUUGUUCAAUUUACUUUUGAACAUCAUUUGAACACCCUUCCUCGAAAUACAUCUACUUUGAUUGAUCGUCUCAAGGCUUUAGAAGUUGCUCUCUAUGAAGGCCACAAAGUCGCGUUCGAUCCCAAAUCUCUUUACGAAAUAGCCCGGAUAUUAGUCAGUCCCAAACUCAUUCAACACAAAGAUGUUGGCGUUAAGGCUCACACUGCAUAUUGUAUCUGCGAUAUUCUACGACUCUGUGCCCCAGAUGCUCCAUACAACCUUGCUGAGCUCCAGAAAAUCUUUUCGCUCUUCAUUGAUCAGAUAGCCCUUAUUGACUCACCAAACGACAUCUACUACAAGGAACACUACUAUAUACUUGAACAAAUCGCUUACACAGAGAGUAUUGCGCUAAUUGUUGACUUUCAAAAUGUCGAGCCCCUUACAAUCAAAAUCUUCCGACUCUUUUACAAAAUCGCCGAAACUUUUGGCAAAACCAACUUGGAGCUUGAAUUCACUCUCACAAAGAUUUUAUCAACACUCACAGCAGAACUAGAAACUCUGCCAAGCGAAGCAGUAGACAUUGUCAUUUCUCGGUUCUUCUCCCCACCACCCAAAAGCACACUGGAAGGAAAUCAAUCAUUACCUCUUCAGUCAAUUGGAUACCAAAUGUCAAAAGCAAUCUGCACAGACCAUGUCGAUAUUAUGACGCGUCAUGCUAACCAGUACUUUGCAGACAUUUUGACUAACCUCUCUACAUUUGACGAUGACUACACCGAGUCCCACAAAGACGAUAAGAAGGACUCAAAACGCGAUAGUCUUAAAAAACAAGCUCAAGAAAGACUGCUGACGCUAGCCGAGCAAAUCUGGAUUGCUGUUCCUGAUCUUCUUUCUAGCAUCAUGGGCCAACUAGAGCAAGGCCUGUCGACCGAGGACCCUGUUUUCAGAGAACUUACCACCAAGACUAUCGGCAAUAUUAUUGGGUAUUCUCCAAGUCGUAUCGCUUUUGUCAAAAAUCAUUUUUCAACUUGGAAAGCUUGGCUUGGCCGCUCGCUCGAUAAGCUUCCAACCAUCCGUAUCGCUUGGAUCAAUGCUACCCCCUCCAUAAUCACAUCCCGUAUCGAUGUAGCCGCCGAAGUUGCAAAAGUACUUUCAGACAAGCUUACUGACCCUGACGAAAAAGUCCGCAUUGCUGCUUGUAAUGCUGUUGGAAACCUGUCAGUUGAAACCAUUGCAGCCAAACUUGACAAAUCAUUCAGUUUCGAAGAACUGUUUUCCCGGCUACGUGACAAAAAGCCUUCUGUUCGCACAGUUGCUUUCGACGUCAUCGGGAAUCUUUUUAAGGAAGCUUACCAUUACAUUGAAGAGGGUAAUACCACCUAUUUGCGCAUCUUUGGACCAAUUCCUCAAAAGAUUUUUGAACAAGCUUAUCUUAACGACAGAGAAGUGAUUGGAAUGAUUGACAUCACCUUAAAUACAUGCAUCUGCACACAAGACACCGACGAUACUAAACGCACCACAAGAUUGCUUACUAUUCUCAACAACAUGGAGGAAACAGGAAGAAAUGCUUUCAAUGCCACCAUCAAGCGGCAAUUUCAGCUUUCCAAGGCUCUCGUCACGGUGUUCGCCAUUAAGAAGGAGGCCGGCAAUAAACCACUCUCAGAAGCACAAUUAAAGAAAAUUGAGUCUUGUAUCAAAUGGAUGUCUACCACAUUUAAUGAUUCCUUAGGUGCUGAGAAUUUAAUUGUAAGCUUAUUUGAGCAAACAGAUAAAUCCGUGGGGAAAAAUCUACAAACCUGCAUAAACCCAGAGGCUGAUUAUAAAACCGUUUUUAAGGCUGUUAAUGACUUGCUUUCCAAAUUUAAAGCGCAUCACCGCCUACUAUCCAUCUUUCUUUAUCGAGUCAGCUUUUUAAUAUUAAACCGCAGCACUAUUAAUCCUGUUAUCGAAAUAUCCAAAAACUCAUCCAGCAAUCUUUCUUCCAUUGCUCAUGAGCUUCUCAAAACCAUUUCUGCGUCUCAACCUGCGCUGAUGAAGUCCCAUGUAUCAGACCUUAUUUCUAUUAUCGAGCGCACAGAAGUUGGAACUAAGGGAAGUACCGACACUCUUAAGGCCACCAACCUGCUUGCCGAUAGAUUUGCCGACAUGCUUCCUCAGACUAGCACUUUUUUCAAUUCAUUGGUUGAUUUUGCUACUACAGGGUCUCCUGAAGAAGCCACAGAAGCCAUCAAGCUCAUUACUUAUUCUGAAAAGAAGGAACUUUAUUACAACAAAGUUAUUGACGUGGUCACAGAACUCGAUCUUAAAAACAACUUACUAGCUACAUACCUUUCUGCCAUUACUGAACUUUACAGAACAAUACCUCUUUUAAUCGAGCCCAAGUCCGACCAAAUUUUCCCUUUUCUCACAAAAGUUAUUUCCACUAAUCAGCUUGUGGCUAAAGAUGACGAUCCUCUUUGGGUUGAAGAUAAGGAUCUCAAUACGGAAUGCCAGGCUAAAGUUUUAGCUUUGAAAAUCUACGUCAAAAGACUGAUGUAUGCUCUUUCUGACAUGUCGACAAUCGAGUCUUUUUCCAAGUUGGUGUUUACUCUACUUGCCUCUACCAUUGUUAACAUUGGAGAGUUGGUUCGGGUCGAGCACAGCGCGACACCGGAGUUUUACAAGUCACGAAUGCGUUUGGAGGCUGGCAUACAGUUCCUCGAGCUUGCUACAGGCCCUGAUAUUCGAAAGCUUAUCAAAACCAAGGAGGUUACCAAGCUUGCUUUCCUCGUUCAAGACUCUGUAUUGGAGGUCCGCAAAAGGUUUUUACACAGUUUAAUGAACUACUGGUCGACAAGAUCAAUAUCUAACAGAUUUCUUCCACUGAUAUUUAUGGCAGCAUUUGAGCGAAACCGUGACUUAAACCACUAUGUUAGCACUUGGAUUCGUUCUCGGGCAGAGGUCAAUGAGCGUCGUGCUCUUGCAGAUCCAAAGAACAACGACCCGGAGCUUAUUGCUUUUGAACUAUGCCUGCCCUCUCUGAUACAUAUGGUUGUACACUACCACGGGAACUUGGAAGAGUCUGGCGAUGAAACACUAGACUCGUUAGCUGCUACUGCUAUUGCAGCUUCUGAAAAUACUGAAAAGAAGACUUCAGAGACUCACAAAGUUUUGCCGCCAAUUUUACGGCGAAUUUCCAUUUAUCUGUUAUUUUACUUGACCAAUGUUGCAACCGAGUCUAACAUCUCUCUUAUUUAUUACGUUUCUCAACGCGUUAAGAAUUUCCAAGAUAACGUUGACGAAUCAAAGUCAUCUCAGCUUUACUUGGUUUCCGACAUGGCUCAGCUCAUAAUUAAAAAGUUUCAAGAGUUUCGUGGAUGGCAACUCAGUUCAUGGCCUGGAUCAAUCCGUUUACCCUCUGAUAUCUUUAAACAAGCACCAUGGGAGACUGUCGGAAAGAAGGUUUCUCAAACUUCUUACCUACUGCCAAUAUACACAAAGAGUCUUGAAGACUUUGUACGGAAAAAGCUUUUCAAGCUGCGAAAGCAAAAUGGCGAAUACUUUGGUGGUCCCGAGGCUGAUGCACUGCUAGACGACGAUGUUGAGGAGAAUGAAGGUGCUGCUGAGGCUGGAGAGAAGACAAAUGGUACCAAGUCAAGAAAGAGGAGUGGUGCUGGAGAACCUUCUGCUUCAAAAAGACGAAAAACUAGUGGUGCAACACGACAAACCAAGUUGACCAUGUAUGGAAAGAAAAGGAAGGCAAGGAAUGGGCGUAUUGAUGAUGACGACGACGAGGAUAUCGAGGAAACUAAAGCGAGACGGAGCUCAGCUGCAAACAAGCCCAGAAACAAACUCUUUGAGCCAAAGCGACGAAGUAACCGACUAGCAGCUGCUUCGGUAAAGGAUACUUCGUUAAAGGAGGCAAGUUCUUCUGAUGAUUUUGAAGAUUAUCUGAGCGAAGAGGAAGAGCUGGAAUCUGACGAAGAACAGGAAGAAGAGGAGACUAAAGAAGAAAAAGAGGAAGAAAAAGAAGAUGAGCAGGAGGAGGACGAAGAUGAAGAAGAAGAGGAAGAAAAAGAAGAGAUACCAAAGCCAAAUCUGCAGCCGAAGCCAAAGCCAAAGCAACAGAAGCAACCUAAGCAACUGGCGCAAUCGAAACAACCUAGACAAACCAGAUUGCGAAGACAAUUAAGGAAAAAGGAAGAAGAGGAAGACCAUGAGUCAGAAGAACUAGAAGAGGAGCCUGAAGAAGCUCUUAGCAAAAAGACGCGUAAUGGUCGGACAGCUCCAAAGAGGGCUUCUACUACUUCUACUACUACUACAACUACUACUACUGCUAGCUCUUCUAAGAAGACCAAGGCUGUCGCAAAACCCACAAACACAAGAGCCAAAAGGAAAUCCAUCCCUAAGAAGAAGGAAGAGAAGGUUGUUGAGGAGAAGGAAAAUAUUUUAAUUGAUGAUGAUGACGAAAUUGGCUCACUAUCAGAAUUAUCUUAUGACUCUGAUCUUGCAGCAGAGGCAGACUUCCUACUCUAA
Molecule: messenger RNA, 4515 nt
Organism: Magnusiomyces paraingens
Lineage: Eukaryota; Fungi; Ascomycota; Dipodascomycetes; Dipodascales; Dipodascaceae
Exons: 2
Coding region: 1-4515 (1504 amino acids)
Biological process (GO): mitotic sister chromatid cohesion; DNA repair
Cellular component (GO): nucleus; chromatin
Source: RefSeq, a predicted model, not a curated record